Molecule: messenger RNA, 748 nt
Organism: Annulohypoxylon maeteangense
Lineage: Eukaryota; Fungi; Ascomycota; Sordariomycetes; Xylariales; Hypoxylaceae
Exons: 1
Coding region: 218-598 (126 amino acids)
Source: RefSeq, a predicted model, not a curated record
UCGUUUAGCUUUCAGCCAUGAUAGAAAUCAUGAGUGUGGAAUAGUGGUAGGAACUAUUGACCUGCGGCACAAGCGGUUAUUGGCCAUCGAAAUUUUCACAGUACUCCAAUCUAGCCUCAGUUUAUAUAGUGUUAUCUAUCCGAGGGGGAACUCUUCUUCUCCUUCGCCUGCGCUUAGAAGUAGUAAUUUCUCAUAUGGCCUGCAGAGCAAAUGGUCAAUGGAGCAGGACCGAUUAAACCCUUUGCGCGAGAAAGAAAGUAACCCGUCCUCACUCGAUCUGGCCUCGCCAUGUAGUAGCUCGGUCUCUCAAUACUCGCUCGAGAAGAUAUCGGAAGCACUCUUCUCGGUAGAUCACCUGAAAGUCAUAUUCGAUGACUCGUUUUUUUUUCGUCAGAUAUUUGGAGACUUCCUUCACACCCCCCAGCCGAAGUCUGUCCCCCCUCCUGCUGUAUUAUCUAGAUGCAUCGAAGGCAUUGAAAACUUUCAGCCAUGUAGACAGUCUUUAGCUCAAAUCCAAGGGCUAGAGUAUGCCUUGGGUCGAAAUUGCCGUUUUCUCCAGGGACCAUACACCAGCCGGAUCAGUGCUAAAAGAGAAUGAGAAAUUGCAAGAAGGGGAAGAACGCUGCGAAACUAUCUUGAACUACCGGCGUGACAGAUAACUUUUUAUAAACCUUCUCAUAGCUGCGCCUCUAAUUGUCUAGAGGGUGCGAAGAGUUAGAAUCCUUUCUUCUUCAUUUUCUUCCUCCUC